Molecule: messenger RNA, 13327 nt
Organism: Alexandromys fortis (reed vole)
Lineage: Eukaryota; Metazoa; Chordata; Mammalia; Rodentia; Cricetidae
Gene: Hook3
Product: hook microtubule tethering protein 3
Exons: 21
Coding region: 159-2138 (659 amino acids)
Biological process (GO): cytoplasmic microtubule organization; cytoskeleton-dependent intracellular transport
Cellular component (GO): cytoplasm; centrosome
Molecular function (GO): microtubule binding; dynein light intermediate chain binding
Source: RefSeq, a predicted model, not a curated record
GUGCGGAGCUCCUGCCAGCGUCCGCGCCUCGGGAGCGGCCGGACGGAAGGGAAGGUUCGCCAGACGCCGGUCGGCUGCCCGACCUUUCGGACUCAAAGCCGAGCUGAACGGCCGCGGCUUCUGGUUGGUCGGGGAGGCGCUGCGGCCACCUCAGGAAGAUGUUUAACGUGGAGUCCGUGGAGCGGGUGGAGCUGUGCGAGAGCCUGCUCACUUGGAUCCAGACCUUUAAUGUGGAUACACCAUGCCAGACCGUGGAAGAUUUAACGAAUGGGGUGGUGAUGUCCCAGGUUCUUCAAAAGAUAGAUCCUGCAUAUUUCGAUGAUAAUUGGCUAAACAGAAUCAAAACUGAAGUGGGAGACAAUUGGAGGUUAAAGAUAAGUAAUUUAAAGAAAAUUUUAAAAGGAAUCUUGGAUUACAAUCAUGAGAUUUUAGGACAGCAGAUUAAUGACUUUACCCUUCCCGAUGUGAACCUUAUCGGGGAGCAUUCUGAUGCAGCAGAGCUCGGAAGGAUGCUCCAGCUCAUUCUCGGCUGUGCUGUGAAUUGUGAACAGAAGCAAGAGUACAUUCAAGCCAUUAUGAUGAUGGAGGAGUCUGUUCAGCAUGUUGUCAUGACAGCCAUUCAAGAGCUAAUGAGUAAAGAGUCUCCUGUCUCUGCCGGAAAUGAUGCCUAUGCUGAUCUGGAUCGCCAGUUGAAGAAAACUACAGAGGAACUAAACGAAGCUUUGUCAGCAAAGGAAGAAAUUGCUCAAAGGUGCCAUGAAUUGGAUAUGCAGGUUGCAGCACUGCAGGAGGAGAAAAGUAGUUUAUUGGCAGAAAAUCAGAUAUUAAUGGAACGACUCAAUCAGUCAGAUUCUAUAGAAGAUCCCAACAGUCCAGCAGGAAGAAGACAUUUGCAACUUCAGACUCAGUUAGAGCAGCUGCAAGAGGAAACAUUCCGACUAGAAGCAGCAAAAGAUGAUUAUCGGAUACGCUGUGAAGAGUUAGAAAAGGAAAUCUCUGAGCUUCGGCAGCAGAAUGAUGAGCUAACCACCUUGGCAGAUGAAGCUCAGUCUCUAAAGGAUGAAAUAGAUGUUCUCAGAUAUAAUUUAUGUAUUUUGUAUCAGGUUGUAGAGCUGCAAAAUAGAUUAUCCGAUGAAUCAAAGAAAGCAGAUAAAUUAGAUUUUGAAUAUAAGCGGCUAAAAGAAAAAGUUGAUGGUCUUCAGAAAGAAAAAGAUAGGUUAAGAACAGAAAGGGAUUCUCUGAAGGAAACCAUUGAAGAGCUCCGUUGUGUCCAGGCUCAGGAGGGGCAGCUCACCACUCAAGGGUUAAUGCCUCUGGGAAGCCAGGAAUCUUCAGACAGCCUCGCAGCAGAGAUUAUUACACCCGAAAUCAGGGAGAAACUUAUUCGUCUACAGCAUGAGAAUAAGAUGUUAAAAAUCAAUCAAGAGGGUUCAGACAAUGAGAAAAUAGCCUUAUUGCAGAGCCUUCUAGAUGAUGCAAACCUACGCAAGAAUGAGCUGGAGACAGAGAACAGGCUGGUGAAUCAGAGACUUCUAGAAGUACAGUCACAAGUAGAAGAACUGCAGAAAUCUUUGCAGGAUCAAGGCUCAAAAGCAGAAGAUUCAGUUCUUCUAAAAAAGAAGCUUGAAGAACAUCUAGAGAAGCUGCAUGAAGCCAACAAUGAAUUACAGAAAAAGAGAGCCAUAAUUGAAGAUCUCGAGCCAAGAUUUAACAACAGCUCCUUAAGAAUUGAAGAAUUGCAAGAAGCUUUACGGAAGAAAGAAGAAGAAAUGAAGCAAAUGGAAGAGCGCUAUAAAAAGUACUUGGAGAAAGCCAAAAGUGUUAUUCGUACAUUAGACCCUAAACAGAAUCAAGGAGCAGCACCAGAAAUACAAGCUCUUAAAAACCAACUGCAGGAACGGGAUCGACUGUUCCACUCAUUAGAGAAAGAAUAUGAGAAGACGAAGAGUCAAAGAGACAUGGAGGAGAAAUACAUUGUUAGUGCCUGGUACAAUAUGGGAAUGACUCUACAUAAAAAGGCGGCUGAAGAUAGACUAGCUAGCACAGGUUCAGGGCAGUCAUUUCUAGCAAGGCAAAGGCAAGCAACCAACACAAGAAGAUCCUAUCCAGGCCAUGUCCAGCCAGCCACAGCAAGGUAGAGAGGUCUCGCCAUUAGGGAUUUUUAAAAGGCAUACUUCUGUUACAUAGAACAACAUUUCAGGAAAUCCAGCCGGCUUCGUUUGUUCUCUCCUGUGUUGAUAUUUAGUGUUUCUCACGUGAGGAUCUCUCUUGCAUCUUUUAGUUUCUCUGUCCUUUAUGGUCUUUUCAGUUUCUUUUAAUGUGCCAAAAAUUUGUAAAUGUACAAUUAAAAACGUUGUAUAAUAGUGUAAUACUUUUCUUUGUAUGAAAAUGUCUUCUUCCCCAUUUGUGUGGGCUUUGUAAAGAAUCAGAUUUUCUGCCAAUAAUUGAUACACAAUUUAUAUUCUUUAUCGUGCCUACUGUGUUACCAUACUUUAUAAGAAUGUCUUUGUUUAAAGGGAAUUAAUCUUUUUAUGGUGUAUUAAUCUGUGUUUUCAGUUGUUUUUCAAAUGCACUUCAGAUACCUUCAAUACUUACUGUACUAUCCAGAGUGGUGUCGAGAGCACUUGUGCAAAGGCAGAGGCCAUAGUCAGAUCGUACGGCACCUGGCAGGGUCGCUGGGAGAGAAGAAAGAAGUUUUCAUGUUGUUUCACUAGAAAUUAAACUUACUCUAAGAUUCGGAGUUUAUUUUCAGAACAUAACUAUGUGAAAUGUCACUCUUUUCUGCUGCCGUGUUUGCUGGCAGAAGUGGAGUUGGUGAAGAUGUUUGGGUAGACAUUACAGAGGAUAAAAAAAAAUUGGCAGGCUUUUUUUUCUUCCUUUGAAAUAUCUUAGUAGUUAAGAAUCAGAUUCUAGCCACACACUUUUAAUUGCUUUCCAUAUGUAAAAGAUUUAUUUUUCAUAUAGGUAGCCUUCUCUUUGGGGCAGUUCUUUGACUUAUGCCGUAUAUGUUUUAUAUAUUCUGUAAGCCUUCCCUUUUCUCAAUUAAUCUUGAUAGCUAACAUCUUAAUACCAUUAGUUAAGAUCAGUACAUGCCUUUUGUGUGUAAUAUUAUGAUAGAUCUCUUUACAGUGUUUCCUAACUCUACCUAUGAGUCCAAGAGUUGGUAACUGGAGAGAUUUUGGGGUAUUUGGUUGUUGAAAUUGCUUACAUUAUAUGCCACAUUUAUUUACAUAGAUGAAUGCCUGCUAAGCAGUCGCUGGGAAGCACUUUGUCUAUAUAAGGUAUCAUAUAAUUUUAAACUGUCAUUCAUUUGACAAUGAUACACCUUUUGUCUUUCUCCAUGUUGAUUUAUGUAUUUGAUCCCAGGUAAUAUUUAAGGUUUCUUCCAGCCUUUUUCUUGUUCCAAACCACAUUUUUCAAAAGAAAUCUGGAAUCUGGUCAGAGGGUUAUUUUGUUUGUUUUUAGGUAAGUCAUCUAGUGGAGGAUGUUAUUUUAUGUACUUGCUAUUCGAAGUGCUGAUGUUACUUAGUUCUGUAUAAAAGACAAAUGACUUUAAUUCCAGUUUAAUGUGAUUAAGACUUUUCAGAAACUAUAUGCAAGUGCUUCAUUUUAACUCUCUUCUCUUUUAUAAGAAAAUUGACCUAGAAAUUUGUCCUGCAUGUUUUGUUUUGUUUUUGUCAGACAGAGUCUUUGUGUAACCCAGGCUGUCGUGGACACAUGAUCCUCUGGAUUAUAGAUGGGAACCUCCAUACUCAGCUCUUAGAGAGAACCGUUCUUGAGGAAAGGUGUUAGAACACAGAGAAACGACACUACGCAUCCUGCAGCAUUUCUUUAAAGAUAUUCACUACGAAUGUCUGAGCACAGUAUGAGGCAUCCGCCUAGGCAGACUAAAGCAGCGAGACUUGGAAAUAGUGGGGAGAGCCGUGUGAGGACAGUGCACUGUGGGUGCAGGGCAAACAGACCUCAUCUUUUAGGUCUGGUUUUGUUUAUUUCAAGACAAUCUAGCUGUAUUAUCCAGACUUGCCUCAGAUCCUUUGACUGAAAGCCAUCCUCCUGCCUGUGCCUUCCAAGAGGCUGAAAUUAAGGUAUGUGCCAUCAUGCCUACAUGAUAUGUCAGGUUUGAAAAUAAAAGAUUAAAAUUGGGGCCAGCAAAAUGGCUCCACUGGAAGAAUACUUGCCGCCAAGCCUGACGACCUCAGCUCAUGAGAUUCCUGGGGUUCAGGUGCUGAGGGAACAAGCUACUCCCAAGGAUUGUCCCCUGACCUCCAGACUCACACAGGUUUAGGUACACACACAUAAAUAUGUGUUAAAAGAUUAAAACUAGUUUAAAAUACUCUUACUUCAUCUUUAGUUCACAGAAUAUCUAAAACUCAAGCACUUUUAAACAAACAAAUUAGUCUGUGAUCCCUACUCUUAAUAAAAUACUGCUUUUUGAGAAGUUAUGCUUGUAGAACAAAAAGGAUGUGAAAGCAGGAGACUCUGGAAGCCACUUUUCAGCUAGGUUUACCUGUGAGGUAAAAACAUCUCAACGUUUUGAUUUUCUGUUUACCUGCCCUCUCUAUGUGCACACCCACCUACCCAGAUAUUUUCUCUAGAUGUUUUGGAAAUGCCUCAAGCUUUCAGAAGGAAAUUUAGCUUCUGAUUUUCUUCAGCAUCUGCUGUAUGCUAAUUUCAGUGUUCAUAACCUUUGCUUUGUUUGUUGUCUGUAUCUUUAAUGUUUGGUGGAUUUCACUCAGUAAAUGGAAGAAAUAUCAUGUGAUAUUUCAGAAUAAAAUAAAGUAUACUUUCAUACGAAACAGCAUCCGAACAUAUACUUUAGGCAUCAUAAAGCCAAGAAUAAACCUAAAUAAAGCAGUGGCAGCUUUUCCAUUGCGUGGUUUAGGUCAGGACUUAGGGGAUUACAGUUUCUCCGUCCGUGAUCAGGAAUGUUGCGGGUACUCUGAUGAUGAUGUGUGGUCUCCCUAGAAGUUAAGAGGUCAGUGAUGCUGGGCUGUGUCUCCACAGGCUUCUUUUACGGUACUUCCCUGAAGCCUCCUAGCUUGUUCCCUGAAGCCUCCUAGCUUGUUCCCUGAAGCCUCCUAGCUUGUCCUGGCAAUACAAGAGAAUGAGGACAGUGGGUCAGUGUCCUUGUAUCAGGUUGAGAGAAGCUGUUGCCAGCAUCCGAGUUCUUGUAACAAGCUUAUUUUCUGUGCCAUCUAUCCGGGUUUAAAAAAAAAAAAAAAGCCAAAGAAAACUACUUAAAAAAUGACCAUUUAUGUACCACAUUAUACAUUUAAGAUUAGAACAGGAAAACAGUCCAGUAAAUGUAAUUUAGUUUCUUGCAUCGGAAAUGAAAAUAACUAAUAUAGUUGCACAUAUUUUAAUUUAAUUUUAAAAACUGGGACUAGAGAGUUGUCUCAGCAUUUAAGGGCAUUUAUGGUUCUUCCCAAGAACACAGGCUCAGUUCCCAGAACUGAAAUAACCAACCUUCUGUAACUGCAGUUCCAAGGAAUCUCAUACCUUCUUCUGACCUCCACAGUCACCAGGCACAUGCAUGUGUACAUGCGUGCAUGCAGGCAAGCGCUCAUACACAAAAUAAAUCUAUAAAAAGAAAAUUUAAACUGGGUCAUAGAUUUCUUUUGUCUGAUUACCUAAAAACAAAAAUAAGUUCCUAAAUAAUUGAUUCAUAUUGAAACUUAAUCCGGAUUGAACUAUUUCUGUCCUCUUGGUAAAAUUAGCUUAAUGUGAUGAUUAAAUUAUAUGGAUGAUAUUGUCCAAUUAUUUUGAAGUUGUUUGGUUAAUGUAAUUUGAUCCCAGCUACAAAAUCAAGGUAAAUGGUUCUUUUAUUUUGUUUUUCGAGACAGGGUUUUGCUGUGUAGCCUGGGCUGUCCUAGAACUCACUCUGUAGUCCAGGCUGGCCUCAAACUCAAGAGAUCCACAUAACCUCUGCCUCCUGAGUGCUAAGAUUAAAGGCAUGUGCCACCACUGCCUGGCAAGUCAAGCUAAAUGUUAUCCGUCAGACCUACCAGUCUAAUUUCAUUCAUUGUUACAGAUCCAGAUAGGGAUUAAUUCUAAAAUAAGUUAGGUCUUAGUGGACAGAAAGAUGCAGUCAAAUGAGCAGUCUUGUUCAUCUUUUCAAUAGCAGUUUUCUUAGUCUUGUUAGUAAAAGGGAAAGGCUUUCGAGGGCUAGGAUGUGCUUAGUUGGUGUAGUGUUCGCUUAGGAUACGUGAAGUACUGGGUUCAGUCCCUGGCAUUUUAGGAGAUGGUUGUACACCUGUAGAGAGUUUGAGGCCAGUUUGAGUCACAUGAGAUUCUACCUUCAAAAAGAAAAAAAUGUAUAUAGUUCUUUUGUAAAGUCUUGCUCCCAUAUAAGCAUUGAUCUAUUAUACUAACAAUAACCGUAUUUUAAGCUUUGAAAUAAUUCAUUAUGAGUUAUCAUUAAUCAAAAACAUAAAUUUUAAAAUACCUUCUUUACUUUCCAAAUUUAAUUUUCAUUUGUUCAGAUCUCUUAGUACACAAAUGUUGUAACAGUUGGGAAGUGUUGUGCCUGAACAUCCACAGUCCAUAUCUUAAAGAAACCAAGCUAAUUUCCAUUUGCUCGAGUUAAUAACAUAAUUCGGCCCCACAGUGAAAGGGACAUGUGUAGUACCUUUUCUGCUAAGGUGGAAUCACAUGAGUACCACAUGUCUUCGGUUUUCUGUUCAUUAAACCAUGAAAGAAUAAUUGGACCUUUGUUGUUUUAGAUUAAUAUUUUUAAUUGAGGGAGGGUGACUUGGGAAGGAUGUGUGCAAGAGCCCGUGGAGGCCAGAAGAAAGCAUCAGGUCCCCCGGGGAUGGAGUUAGAUGUGCCCUGUGUGGAACUUGGGUUCUCGGCAAGAGUAGCCAGUUUUCCUCUCUAGCCCCAAGUAUCUGGACUCAUAUUGUGAAGAGGUUUUUUUUUUUUUUUUUUUUAACCUUUAGAUAGCAAUCAACCUGAUUCAGCUUUGUACUUAACAGUGAAACAUAUGUGGUAUCCCAGAACAUGGGAACCUGAGGCUGGAAAAAAUAUAAGUUGGAAGCUAUCCUGGGCUAUACAAUGUGACCUUGUUUCAAAAAACAAAACAAGCGUAUGCCAAACAAAGUAGAAUGGGAAGCCAGGCCUGUUAUCUAGCAUACUCAAGACUACAUUCAGUCCCUAGUAUGGGUGAAUGAAUGAAUGAAUGAAUGAAUACAUAAAUGCAUAAAUAAAGUGGGAUAUCUCAAUCUAUAAAAAUUAUUUUAUGUUCUGUUUUCCAUUUUAUAAAUUAAGGGGGCUUCAAUAAAAUUUAACUUUGUUAACUACAAUGCUGUCAGAAUUAAAAGCGAUCCAACCCUUUUUUUUUUUUUGUUUUUGAGACAGUGUCUUUCUCCAUGGCACUGUGUGUCCUGGAACCCUGGAACUCACUAUUGUAGACCAGGCUGUCCUUGAACUCACAGAGAUCUGCCUGCCUCCGCCUCCUGAGUGCUGGGAUUAAAAGUAUGCACCAUUGUGCCCGUCGCCUUUUUUUCUUUUCUUUUUUUUUUUGGUCAACCCAAUUUUAUUAUGUUUAUUUAGAAAGAGGUUUCAGAACUUAUUCUUUUAAACUGAUUUGAAUAUCCUAUGAUUCUUUUCCCCAUUUUCUCUUUUGGUAGGAGGAAGGGUACUCUCAACACAUCUCACAUAAUUUUUUACUUCUGUAAUAAAUAUUUAAGUGAUUGAUGUAAGUGAUUGAUGUAUGAUUUUCAUUGAAUAUUUGUCCAACUUUGACACAAUAAUGUUCUGAGUUUUUUUAAUACUGUACAGCUCUCAGAAGCCUAGAAAACAUGAAAUAGUUUGCUCAUUACUAACUCACUCGCUGAUAACUAGCUUCUUACCCUUCCUGUCACUUAGAGUUAUCAGUCCUAUGCUUAGUGUCCUGUUUAUAAAAUGAAAGAACCCAAAUAUUCCAAACAUCUUUCCUUUUAAGUCAUUAGUUAUGCCGUGGAAAGUAUACCGGUUACUUUAAAACAUCUUUUCAAGCCAGGUGUGGUGUUGCAUACCUUUAAUCCCUGCACUUGGGAGGCAGAGGCAGGCAAAUCUCUGUGAGUUCUGGGCCAGCCUGGUCUCCAGAGUGAGUUUCAGGACAGCGAGAAUUACACAAAGAAACCCUGUCUUCAAAAAAACCAAAAAACAAAAAACAGGAAAAAGACAACUUUUCAUCAGUCUGAUAUACGUUACCAUUUUGAGUAAAAAAAAAAAAACCCUAAGUUUUCUAUUUAAUGUUAUAAAAUAUGAAUAUAGGUAGAUUCUUACAGUUACACUAAAGUAAUAGAACAGGGACUUGCUUUGAGAAAUGAGAGCCCUGAACCUAAGUAUGGCUUGUAUAUGAAGUUUGAAAACUGGGGGGGGGGGGGUCCGUAAAUGCAUAUGACUUAUAUGUGUAUAUAAAUUUAAAUAUGUAUAUGUGUAUAUUUCUCACUCCAUGUGUAUAUAUAUAAUAUAUAUACACAUACUUAAAACUAGACAGCAAGAUUUGCUUUACGUGUCUCUUCAGUAUUUUUCUGCUAUAAUUUUAGUAAUGUCCUGCAAGGUUAAGUCUGAAUGUAGUAUGUAAGUAAAAAUAGAAAUUGAAAAAGUAAAUGGCAAUUAACACAAAUAAACCCAUUGUAAAGAGUAGAGUGAAUAUUGACAUACGAAGGAGCCUAAUUAACAAAUAUUUAGGCCAAGAGACAUACUCAGAGAGUAUCUUAUUAAAUGUUAUAGUCAACAAAUACUCCGUCAUUAUUACACAUUUAUCUGAUAAAAGAGUAGGCCAAAACUAAUUUAUAAUUGACUUUUGAUGAGUAUUAGCUAAGCAUAUAAUCUGUUUGUUAUUUGGAGGGAAAGCAUUUCUUUUUAUAAUUAAUAAGUUAUUACUAAGUCUGGCAUGUGAAUUUAGGAUGUUAAACUUUGAUUUGAUAAGAUGAGAAAAAAAUUAUAAUGGCUAAAAAUGAUCACCAGCUUCCCAACAAGUAUCUGUAUCAUACAUUGUAUAGUUUACAAACCAUUGUCUUAAUGUCCCUCUUAAUUAUAAUUGUACCGCCACAAAAUGUCAAAAGUGCACUUUUAAAACCAUUCAAAGUACGCCUUUAUGUAUCUGAGGCUUUACCACAGGCUCACAGGCAGAUGUUUAGGUCUGAAGAUGAAAUUGUAGGUGUCCAUUGUCUCAAAUAUCUCACCUAUAGGGCUAUUAAAACCUGAGUUGUAUCUACUUGGAACUUGAUUAAAUAUUGUGAGAACAGGCGAGUGAGUAAAAGACAACCUUAAUACAUGCUGAGGACAUUGAGCACACGGACGUGAUGUCUGCUCAGACUGAACUGACAAGUGGUGAGCUCAGCAGCUAUGUUGUCAAAGCAGUGGCGAGAACCUACUUUUGUUCUUGUACUGUGUCUUCUGUCUGUAGUGUGUUCUACUAGAGACAGGCGUCUUAAUGUUGUCUACCCUCCUCAUCAGUCUAGGUUGUUUAUAUCCACUACAAAAUUUCCAGCAUUUUACUGAUAUUAAAUAACUCUUCCUUUCCUCUUCUGCUACACUUGAGCAUUUCCUGUUGACAUACCAGUGUCAUGAGUCAAAAUCUGGAAAUAGCUUAUUCCUAGGUCGGCCAACAACACUGAAGCUGGCUUUUGGUUUUUGUGCUGGGAAUUGAGCUUAGGGCCUCAUGCACUCCUGGGCAAGUGCUCUACCAUUGAACUCCAUGCCCAGCAAAUCAAGACCUCUUGAAUACAAACAUGUUUGAAACUACAUUCUCGUUAAUAAAAAUUAAACACUUUCCUUUUAACGAGAUUGUCUUACCCUUUGAGGGGUUGUCUCUUAAAAUAAAAACCCGUAGAUUGCUCCUAGUUUUUCCCACCAUUGUAAAUACCCAAAAAGAAGAGAAGGGGGUUCUCUCUCUCUCUCUCUCUCUCUCUCUCUCUCUCUCUCUCUCUCUCUCUCUCCCCCCCCCCUCCCUUCCUCCCUCCCUCCCUCCUUCCCUCUCUCCUUCCCUCUCUCCAGAAACUGAGAAGUCAGAGGCGUCUAAAAGACAGUGGGGGAAGGUGAUUUUUAGAAAAGGGAGGCUCUAGAGAUGAUGGAUGCUACAGAAAUAUUAAUUGUACUGUGAGAUUUUUUUUAAUCUUUGCUUUUUUUUUUUUUCUUAAAUUUGUCUUGCAAAGGUUUCUUCUUGUGCUGGUGAGUUUACACCCGGAACUCUCCCAUCUGCAACAUGAAUUUAGUAAUCAUGUUAGAGACCAAAAGUGCUGAGGCUUGUUGAUUGCUAACCCUGAUACUGCCAGAGAAUUGGCUUAUAAAAGCAUACGAUUUUUCUGGUUUUGCCUUGUUUCAAAGGAUAUACAUGUUUUAAUACUGUAAAAAAUGUGUGCACUUGGGGCCAGAGAACCUAGCUCCAGUAGCAGAACAGGUGACUCAAUUGCACAAGACCCUGCCUGGCUUCAGUGCAGGGUGAGUCAGUCUUGUGUCUCUUGCUGUCUGUCUCUCUCUUUAACAUACAUACACAUGCGUGGAUGGACAGAUGCACACAUGUUGCUGUAGAAGCUUCUACUGAUGACGUUUGCUUGCUUAAGCCAAUCACUUAGAAGAAAGCAACACUGAAAUAGAGAAGCCUGCAUUCAACUGUAAGGAAAUAGGUACCUUUUUUUUUUCUUUCCUGAGUAAAAAAAUCAGAAAGCCAGGAUAGUAUCACACACCCAUAAUCCCAGCACCAGGCUGAGACAGCAGGACCACAAGUUUUACGUCAGAUGAGGCAACAUAGAAAAUUCAAAGCCUGUCUGUCUCAAAAAAAAAAUUUCAUGAGUACAAAAAAUAUACAGUGUUUUAAAUAUGUUCUAUGUAAGUGUUUAAUGAGUGAAUUUCUAAGUGUCCUAACAUCUCCUAGCUUCUUGUAAUGUGCAUAAAGUAGAUUAUAGACCAAGUCAGUACCACCUGCCAUGUGUGGCAGUUUUAACUUGAAGAUAACUCGCACCUGUAAUUCUAGCACGGGGAAGGCUGGGAUAAGAGGACUUUGCACAAGGAUCAGACCAUCCGUGGCUGCACGGUGAGAUUCUGUCGGGUGUUUCAGCGCUGCAGUACUCACACACGUGCAGUGGACAGCACAGGUGUAGAAAAUGCAGAAAACCGCCAGAAAACAGGCAGUCAGCUUACAAGUCAACUAAGUCAGCUAAGGAGCAGCAGCUAAAGGGUUUAACAGGUGAAAAGUGUUUCUUAGAAAAGUUUUGUGUCAUCAUUUUUGGCCUUGUUAAAAUCAAAGCUCCAUAUUGUGAGCUUUUAAUAUACUCUUCCCAACGCAAAUGGUCAGUGCUUUGUCAACUGGUUAGCUAAAUCAUUUUAUAAAUCAUUUAAUAUCUUCAGGCAUUUCUCCCUUUUAUACUUUUUAAAUUGAUUAUCAUCAAACAGAAACUGAUAAUAAAUGCUUAACUUAUUCUCAAACAAAAUUAGUAAACACCAUAGCCUUAUAUUAUUUAAAUCUACUUAUAUCUCAGUAUCUCAUGAAGGUCACCUUUUGUUUCUGCCUUGUAGCUUUAAAGUCAUGUUUGACUGUCUUUCACUUCAAAGAUAGAGUUAGGACCAAAGAAUUUGGUUUUCUUCAUGGUUCCCUGCUUUUAAUUUGCUUGGAAGAUGAAUGUGACCAAUUUUUUUCUUUCUGAAGCAAACAUUUGCUUUUCCAGAAUGUGACUAGGCGAUGGAAAUGUUGGGAGUAUGUGCUGGUUCUCCUGCACUGUACUAAAGUACUUAUCUAACUUAAAGGAUUAUGCUGAUUUAUCGGAAAUUUUCGAAUCAAACUAAAGGACUUCUUUUAAAUGUAUGUGUCUGUGUUGGUUUGUUGUUACCAUUUUUGAUUUCUGGAGUUAACGAUAAUGGAGAUCCAACCUAAGACCUUGCAGAUGAGAUUUGAGACAGGUUCUCCCUUUUUCGCCUUGGCUGGCCUGGAACUCACGGAGAUCCAUCCACCUGCUUCACCUCCUGAGUGCUGGGAUUAAAGGUGUGCUCCACCAACCCUGACAUCAGUUGCAAUUCUUCUGAGUCAGACUCACACUUAGUGACAGCUUUCCUGCUAAAAGGUCACAGUGCUCUCCUCGUGUUUUAAAACUUUGAUAACCAGGCAACAGAAUCACAACAGUAUUGCCAAUUUCUCAACAGGUUAUGAAAUUAUUACUGUGAUCCAAGUACAGAUGAGCACGUGAUGUGUGUGUGUUUGUUUUGUUGAGUUCUACAAAGACUCGUGGGUUAAGGAUAGUUUUCAGUAUGCUCUAAGUAACAGUUUAGUGCAAAUAUAGGAAAUGACUGCACCCGGAUGCUGAGCAGUGGUCUGGCACCUCAUUUCCAUUACUUUUUAAAGUAGCUUUAGUUACUCACAAUUCAAAUCCACUAAAAUACUGUCAUCCCUAAUGACAUCCCCACUGUCACUUAUAGAUUCUGUAAUUCGUAAUAUUUUGUACUCUGAAAAAUAAUUUCCAGAUUUGUUGGAGUUCUCUUUGAGAGCUGCCUACCAUUUAUAACACACAUCUUUUACUAUUUUAUUAUGUCGUGGGUAGCAAAAUUCAAACAUGCUUAAUAAUUUGCCUUAUUUAGACUAAGAAAUUGAAAAUACCAAAAAUAUAAAUAUAGAAAGAUAUUUGUUUCCCUGUGGUUUUUUUUUUUCUUUUUCGGAUGAGCUGGAAAACACCUAAGUAUAUUGAAGCUGGAGUUGUGCCGACCAUGGCCCCAUGUGUAAGGCCUUGUUCUCAAGUCUCAAGUAUUGCUGACUGCUCCUUACGUUGUUGCCAGCUUCAUGUUUGACACAGUGGGUAUUUCCCACCUUGCAUCCUAGCCAUUCUAAAAGUACUAUUAGUUAUCUUCCCACUCUGGAAGACUAUUGAAUUUGUGGUAGUUUUAUUCUUUGUAACAUAAUCCAAACCUGAUGUUCACUUUAAGCUCUGCAUUUCUCACUUCAAGUCAUUUCUAACAACAUUAUAUUACGGUCUUCAAGCGUUUUUCCUCCUGUUUACCCAGUUUGCCGGUUUCGUACUUCGUCUUACAACUGGCACGUUUUCCCAUUGUUGUAAGUGACUUUUUAGAGCUGUCUCCUCCAGUUAGAAAUUCUACUAAAGUCACAACAACAGAGUUCUGAGAAACCAUCAGAAGGGUUUUUAAUCUUACAUUUUCUUUUGGUUCAUUUUGAUUUUAUGACUGCCAACUUGUUAUAUAUGAGUGUUUAUAUAUGCAUAUAGUAUAUGUAUAUGAAAAAGUUAAGAUUUGGUCAAACUAUAUUUUCCCAUUCAAGUACAAAAAAUGUUUUCAAGGCUGCAAAAAGUGUACAGUUGUUAAAGAAGUUGUAAAUAAAGACUUGUAUAAAAAUCCA